Akanthomyces muscarius is the source of this 1758-nucleotide messenger RNA. RefSeq lists its product as uncharacterized. Gene Ontology annotation, molecular function: serine-type endopeptidase activity. The record is from RefSeq and is a predicted model, not a curated record. Gene Ontology annotation, cellular component: membrane. Lineage: Eukaryota; Fungi; Ascomycota; Sordariomycetes; Hypocreales; Cordycipitaceae. The coding region runs from base 1 to 1758 and encodes 585 amino acids. The transcript has a single exon.
AUGAGUCUUUUCCUCUGCCCUCGGGCCCGUCCAUUGACGACUGGCGCGGCGGCUGCUGUCCGGGGAGUGACAAAGCCGAUUCGAGCGACGGCGUUUCUUGGCCUGGCUGCGCCGGAUUCACGAUGGAUGUCUUGCGCUGCCAAACAGAGAGCAUGGCUGGGCUGCCGUGGCCAUACGGCCGCCUGGCGGCAGACACCGGUCGUGCCCCAACCGCGCAAUUGUCGAAGGACGCUGUUUUCCCAUCACGGGAUCCGCGACUACGAGCAACUACCGAAAGACUACCAGGACAAGGUCGGACUCCCGUUUAGUAGCAAGGAGCUGACAGACGCCGAAGUGCUGCGAAUAUUCGGCGCCGGCAUGAAGACGGGCCCGGCCAACUACCUGCUACGGGUACUUCACGGCCGCCGGAUCGCCGGCACGCUCGACGACCCCGCGUACGCCGUCAACACGGUCCAGUUUACAGACGAGCAGAUGGGGAUGGCGCUGGCCUACCUCCGAAAGACGGUGCCGAUCGAAGAAGUUCGCAACGCCGGGCUGCGCGCCGAGGACGAGCUGAUGCAGAUGGAGGAGGACAUGGCCAAGGCCAACAAGGCGAAAGAGCGCAAGGCUGAUGGCACAGAAGCGGUCGCGGAACCAGAUGUGCCGUAUACGGAAGACCCAGUCUACGGGCACAGCACAUUUGACCAGAUUCGAGCGACGAACCAAGCGAAGCAAAAGGCGAGAGGCUUGGCAGAAGAAAAGGAACGGCUGGAGAGAGAAGAGCGCGAGGGUAUUGUCUCGGGCACGCUGGCAGAGAUGGAUCAAGUCAGCGGUGGCGGCCGAACACGAGCGAUUACGAACCCCAAGAUCCAGGCAUACUACGACGAGGCGCAGUCGGACCUCACAGAGCCACCGCAAAUGUCGGCGGCAGCACGAAUUCUGCCCUCUGCCGUGGUCGUGGCAUUGGUUCUCGGAUUCAUGGCCGCCGUGAGCAUGGUCUACGAAGAGCCGGCAGAGCGGUACCGUCUGAUUCCCGAGCUGUCGACCUCGCAGGCGACUGUGGCGGCAAUUGUCGGCCUGAAUCUCCUGGUCUACAUGGCGUGGAAGGUGCCGCCGCUGUGGAAGCACCUGAACAAGUACUUCAUCGUGUCGGUGGCGACGCCGCGGCCGCUGUCCAUGUUCACGACCAUCUUCUCGCACCAGUCGCUCAGUCACCUGGUGACCAACAUGCUGCCUUUGGUGGUGAUUGGUCCGGCGCUGCACGACGAGAUGGGCCGUUCCGACUUCCUGACGCUGUUCUUGGCGUGCGGGUCGCUGUCAUUUGUCGGGUCGCUCGCGACGUACACGCUGCGGGGGAUGCUGGGGACGACGACGAUUGGCGGGUCCGGCGCGACGCUGGGCCUCUGCGCGGCGUACUUUUGGGAGCACCGGAUGGACGGGUUCAAGUUCUUCGGGCUGCCGGAGCACGGCGUGCACGGCGUCAUCUUCCUGGCGGGCCUGCUGGCGCUGCAGCUCGCGGGGCUGGGCAAGACGCUGGCGCGCAAAAUCGACCUGGCGAGCCACCUGGCAGGCUUCGCGGCGGGCGUGGCGAGCAUCGAGGCGAUCCAGCGCGCGGCGAGGGGGCGGCAGGCGAGCGAGGGCGAAGGGAACAGGAGCGUGAUUGAGAUUUGGUUCUGGCUGAAGCCGUGGCUGCAUGCGCGUGUGGAGGCGAAUGAGGCGGCGGCGGCUGCGGCGCUGGCCGAGGCCGAGGCCGAGGCCAAGAAGGAGAAGAAGAAAUGA